GUAUAAACAAUAUAUGCGCAUGCUAUUUUGAUCUAUUAUAUUAUGCAAUUAUUAUAGCAUAAUAGGUGCAAGAAAACACGUGCAUUCUCUCAUUUUGUGAGCCAUUAAACAAAUUUCAACAAAAAUAUUAUUAUAAAAUGGUUUUAUAUCCAAAGGAAACAGGACAAUUCAUUUCAAAACAUUCAAAAAAUGUUAAAAUAUCACCAGACGGAAUUCAACAAUUGGGAAAAAUGCUUAUAUCGACCAUGUUAAAAAAUGAUGAUAUAUUAAAAUCAAAUUUUUGUGAGGAAUCGCUACAUCCUAAACCAAAUGAACCAUGGACAAUUGAUUGGAUAUUUGUAAUUGAUACUUUAAAUUUUUGCUUUUGGACACCAAAAAAUGAACUAAAUGGCAAAUCAGAAUGGACUGUUAAUGGUUAUGUUGGAUAUUUUGCACUAUGUGCUGCUAUUAAUCGGGCAAUGGAGGAAAAUAUUGAUAUUUUGAAUCCGAAUUAUUAUUCCAAAAUUACUGAAGAACAAUUAUCUUAUAUUUUAAGACCAGAUGAAAAUUGUGCAACAGUUCCUCUUCUCAAAGAACGAACAAAUUGUUUACACGAAGUAGGAACAAUUUUGAUGCAAGAAUUCAAUUCAACUUUUAAAACUUGUUUAGAAAUGGCUAAUGGUUCAGCUAUGAAAUUACUGGAAAUCAUUGUAACAAACUUCGAGUGUUUUCGGGAUGAAAGUCAGUUUAACGGCUACCAAAUAUCAUUCUAUAAACGCGCUCAAAUUUUAGUAGCUGAUAUUUGGUCAUGUUUUUAUUUGAAUUGUAGCGAAGAUAAUUUUUUAUCAAAAUUAGUCAAUUUCUAUGACAUUGAUCAAAUAACAAUGUUUGCAGAUUAUCGUGUUCCACAAAUUUUGAAUUAUUUUAAUGUUCUCGAAUAUUCACCAGAACUUCUAAACACUUUAAAUGAAAAGCAAAUAUUAAUGCCGGGUAGUAAUUUGGAAAUAGAAAUUCGUGGAUGUAGUAUCGAAGCUAUUGAGCAAUUAAAAAAUUGGCUUAAAACAGAAAAACCAGAUAUUGUUAUUAAUUCUAUACUACUCGAUCAAUAUUUGUGGGAUUUACGUAGGAAAAUUAAUCAUAAAUUACAGGAAGUUCCAUUCCAUCAAGUUAUUAGCAUAUAUUAUUAAUAUUAA
This is a messenger RNA of Chrysoperla carnea, 1172 nucleotides long. Its product is annotated as queuosine salvage protein. The record is from RefSeq and is a predicted model, not a curated record. Bases 138 to 1166 code for a protein of 342 amino acids. The transcript has 3 exons. NCBI's taxonomy places the organism in Eukaryota, Metazoa, Arthropoda, Insecta, Neuroptera, Chrysopidae.